Molecule: messenger RNA, 294 nt
Organism: Microthlaspi erraticum
Lineage: Eukaryota; Viridiplantae; Streptophyta; Magnoliopsida; Brassicales; Brassicaceae
Source: the annotation of a GenBank genome assembly
AUGCAGAGUCUUCGAUCCGUUAUGACGCAGGCAACGCGCGGAGGUAAAUGGGUUGCGUCUCGCCGUAAAUUCUCUUCGUCCUCCGUUUGCAAAGAGACAAAUGAAGCACUGAAUGAAGAAUGGACAUCGACGCAAACUAAAAUGGCAAUCCGGAAAGUGUGUGCGGGAUUUUCAUUAGGUUACCUUCUCACUAGUGAGAAGAUAGGGACGAAGAGGCUUAAGAAGCAAAAGGAAAAGUAUCUAAGAGAGGAGAAAACUCUUCAGAGUGGCAACUGGAAAGCAGCAGAUAUGUAA